GUGGUUAAAGCGGGGGGCUGGAUGAGACGCGGUGCUGAGAAGAACUGGUGCAGACUGGUUAGCGCUGCCGCGCACAGGGUACUGAGACUACAGGAGGGAAACAGAGGGGGACUGUGGGACUCACAGUGCGGCGAAAUAUAAAUGAGCCUAUUGUCGUUUUUAUCAGAGCGAGCAGCUGUCGGUUUCCACUCGUUUCCCGAGCCUAUAAAACGAGGACGUCUGGGAAGGGAAGGGAAGGGAAGGACGGCGCGUGGACGGUGUUGAACGUUAGACCGCUGCGUGUUUCAUCAUCUCACUGAGAGGACGCUCAGAUUGUCCUCGCGGGCACGGAGGACGCUCAUGGUGCGUUUUCUUCGUUAGUCUGUUGCAGUCGUGUGGCCUUCAAGUCCGCCUGUCAGCCCAGUGCGGACCAUGGCGUGCUGCUCUCAGCUCGCCACGAACUGAAACGAGGAGUCCUGUGGUCACGCAGCGAGGCGCUGGGUGAUUAGCAGGCUGUCCAGAGCAGCUGGAUGCUUUUCUGUUACCUCUUCAUCGGGAGAGCCUUGCUUGGCUCUGGGAAAUAGUGGGAUAGUGGAUGGUAAUGUCGUAUGAUGCAGAAUGUUUACCCUCACAGAAGUUGCCUCUCUGAACGACAUCCAGCCGACCUAUCGAAUACUGAAACCAUGGUGGGAUGUGUUUAUGGAUUAUUUGGGCAUCGUCAUGCUCAUGGUAGCAAUAUUUGCUGGGACAAUGCAGCUAACCAAAGACCAGGUAGUUUGCUUGCCUGUUCUGGAUUCGUGGCAGGACUCCUCCACAACACAGAGGCCACCAGGAACAGCAUCUGGCAUCGGGACAAGAGGAAACCAAGUCACGUUAACAGCUGCACCUACAAGCAAAGACCAACCUGAAACAGUUGUCCCCUUCCCCCACUCAGCUGCUAUCGGACAGCCUCAACCAACAGGCGUGAAAACAAAUUUGGACUUUCAGCAGUAUGUCUUUGUCAACCAGAUGUGCUACCAUGUUGCUCUCCCCUGGUAUUCGAAGUACUUUCCAUAUCUUGCGCUUAUCCACACUAUUGUGCUCAUGGUCAGCAGCAACUUCUGGUUUAAGUAUCCAAAGACGAGUUCAAAAAUUGAGCAUUUUGUUUCUAUUUUAGGGAAAUGUUUCGAGUCCCCUUGGACCACUAAAGCACUGUCCGAGACAGCUUGCGAAGACUCUGAAGAGAAUAAGCAGAGACUGACUGGAGCUCCUUCAUUACCAAAGCAUUUCUCCACCAGUAGUGAAGAGGGAAGUCCAAAUCAAUCCACACCAAUGCUCGCAAAAUCCAGCGUUAAGUUCUCUACAGAGAAGCCUGUGAUUGAAGUCCCAAGCAUGACGAUACUAGAUAAGAAAGAUGGUGAGCAGGCAAAGGCCCUUUUUGAGAAGGUGAGGAAGUUCCGUGCACAUGUCGAGGACAGUGACCUGAUCUACAAACUCUAUGUUGCACAAACAGUAAUAAAGACAUUCAAGUUCAUUCUGAUUCUGUGUUACACCUCGACAUUUGUUGCCUCCAUUCAGUUUGACCAUGACUGUGAACCCAACAUAAAGCAUUUAACUGGCUACAUCAAAUUUAAGUGCACUCACAACAUGGCUUUCAUGUUGAAAAAGCUGCUUAUUAGCUAUAUUGCUCUCAUUUGUGUUUAUGGAUUGGUAUGCAUUCACACGCUUUUCUGGCUAUUCAGGCGGCCCCUUAAGGAGUACUCAUUUGAGAAAGUAAGAGAAGAGAGCAGCUUUAGUGACAUUCCAGAUGUAAAGAAUGACUUUGCUUUCCUCUUGCAUAUGGUAGAUCAGUAUGACCAGUUGUACUCGAAACGCUUUGGUGUCUUUCUCUCUGAAGUCAGCGAGAACAAGCUGCGGGAAAUUAGCUUGAAUCAUGAGUGGACGUUUGAGAAAUUGCGGCAGCAUGUGACACGCAAUUCGCAGGACAAGUUAGAGCUCCAUCUGUUUAUGCUCUCAGGUGUUCCUGAUGCAGUGUUUGAGCUCACUGACCUGGAGAUACUGAAGCUGGAACUAAUCCCUGAAGCACGGAUAACGGCGAAAAUCUCCCAGAUGAUCAACCUCCAGGAGCUGCAUUUUUAUCACUGCCCUGCUAAAGUGGAGCAGACCGCAUUCAGUUUCCUCCGCGACCACCUACGGUGCCUUCACGUUAAGUUUACGGACGUCGCAGAGAUCCCCACAUGGGUUUAUUUGUUAAAGAACCUGAGGGAGCUCUACUUGGUGGGAAACCUGAACUCAGAAAAUAACAAAAUGAUUGGUUUGGAAUCCCUCAGGGAUCUGAGGCAUCUGAAAGUUCUACAUCUGAAGAGCAACCUUACGAAGAUCCCGACAAACAUAACAGACUUGGCUCCUCAUCUGGUCAAACUUGUGGUACACAAUGAUGGUACUAAACUCUUGGUUUUGAAUAGUUUGAAAAAGAUGAUGAACCUUUCUGAUCUUGAGCUGCAUAAUUGUGAACUGGAAAGGAUACCGCAUGCCAUUUUUAGCUUGACCAAUCUACAGGAGUUGGACCUGAAAUCGAACAAUAUUCGCACCAUCGAGGAGGUCAUCAGCUUUCAACACCUCAAAAGGCUUACCUGCCUCAAACUGUGGCACAAUAAGAUAAUCACUAUUCCACAGUCGAUAAGCCAUGUAAAGAACCUGGAGUCUCUCUAUCUGUCACACAAUAAAUUAGAGUCCUUGCCUGCCCCUUUGUUUAAUCUGCUUAAGCUAAGAUAUUUGGACUUAAGUCACAACUCCAUUGUGGUGAUCCCACUAGAGAUUGGGUUCCUCCAGAACCUCCAGCAUUUUGCCAUCACAGGAAAUAAAGUGGAGGUGGUGCCCAAGCAGCUGUUCAAGUGCACAAAGCUGCGUACCCUUUGCCUCGGGCACAACUGUAUCUCUUCCCUGCCGGAGAAAAUCGGCCAGUUGGUGCAGAUGACACAUCUGGAAUUGAAAGGAAACUGUCUGGACCGCCUCCCAACCCAGCUUGGCCAGUGCCGACUCCUGCGUCGAAAUUGUCUUGUCGUAGAAGACCACCUGUUUGACUCUCUGCCCUCUGAGGUCAAAGAGAGCAUAAAUCAGGAAACCAAUGUUACCUUUGCUAAUGGAAUCUAAGAAUGGAUUAGAGAGCGAUUUAACUAGACCUACACUUUGCUCUAGUCCUCUUUUACCCAAUAUCUUGUAAUUGAUACGGACUGGGACUAAACAAGAGGGCACAAUGCUUUCCAUGCAGAUGGUAGAGGUUUGGCUGAGUACCAAAUGGAUUCCUUUACAAUUAACAAGCAUAUUUACUGUGAGUCAAUUCUGCGGUUUCUGAAAACAGCUGAACACGAAGGCCAGUAGGAAGUAUUUGAUUGACUGAUUUAUGCUUAUUGAUUUGACAGGAAAUUGAAGAAGACAAAGUGUGAAAGAUGGCAGGGAAUUUCUCACAAGUUUGGAAGCACAGUUUGCAAUAUUUUCGUAUACCGUUGUUUUUGCUCUUUAUUUUGGGUUUCUAUGUUCCUUGUUUCAUUAUAUUUCAGUAUAGAGGUACAUCCUGAUAGAAUGCUAACAUUUUUGUGUUUCCUUGUAUCUUAGCAACAUGCUGUGCACACUUGCUAAUCUUUCUGUAGUCUGUCAUUUUUUUGUAUUCACGUUUUGUAUUUUAGCUAGCUGGUGUCCACACAGUACAACAGGCGCGGUUACCAAUUGUAUUGAUUCAUGGAUCUCAAGUCACAAACCAGGGAAGCAAAAUUUGUUAUACGAUUCAACAAUUAUUUGUGUAUAACACAAGUAACACACAACUUAUAAGGUCUUUCGGAACUCCAUUUUAUUGUCCUAAUAAAUAUCCUUCUACUGCCAUAUUAGCCAGUAUGAAUUCUAAAAAUCUACUAAAAAGGUAUUCAUUGUAUACUGUACUGGUUGGAAAUCAAAAAACCUAUGCUUUAUAAACUCCUUCCUUAAAAAACAGUUUCAUUCUUCAGUCAACAGGCAUUUUAUAAACACUACGUUUAGAGAAUAUCACAUGCAUGCGGGUCUAUGCAGUCAGUUUUUGGAGAUGAUCCUGCAAGAUUCAGGUUGUUGUCAAGGUUUCUGAUACUGAAAUUAAUAGAAACACCCCCCCCACACACACACUUUAAUAUCUACUGGAAAAGUUUGAGGCUUACUACUUCCAGAUUGCAACUACUGUUAACAAAUCUACAUUUUCAGUUGCUGUUAAUUAUUGUUAAACUCUGCUCUUUCGCUAUGCCGCUUUGUAAACUGUAUUGUUCUGUUUACGUCAUAUCAGCUAGUUGUUAUUCCUCAAGAGGAAAUCCUGCUCCAAGCUAGUAACACAUUAUUUCAUUUACAACAUAUUAGAUUUUCACAAGUGUGGGAUUCUUACUAGAAAAACAAACACUUUUUUUUAAAGGGGCUGUCAACCUAUUUCCUUAAUCUCUUUAUGAUCCUGCAUGAAUUUCCUAUUAACUGUCAAAUAAAGAACAUUGUUGGUCACUUCAAUGUAGAUUCUUGCGUUUUUGUGUUUCAGCAGUUGGAUUUCAGUUGGGCGGGACCGUUUUAGAAGUAGGUGAUACCAAUCAGAGUUGGUACUGAUUUUUUUUUCUUGGCUAUUUGGCAAAAACCACAAAUCUCUGUAGUUGGGCCUGCCUGAAUUUGGGUAGGUUCUUUCUAGUUUUGUGCCUGAAGCAGAAAAAAAACUAACCACAGUAAUAUCACUGUAAUGCAUGGCCUCUUGUGGUUUAUUGCAAUGUGUGGGGUUGUUUGGAUCUCCAUGGCCACACUGCUGUCAGUCAUUAUGGAGUUUAGGCUUUUUUUUGUUUGUUUGUUUUUCAAAUCUAAUUUUAGGUGAUGAUAAUCAAGUUAUGUCUAUAAUAUCACUGAUAUUUUUAAUACGUUUGAGUUGUCAGCCCCUUUAAAUAAUGCAAUGAGUAAUCAAUGAGUUUCCUUAUUUAAUAUCAGAAGCCUGAAUGUAAAAAAGCCUCAAUGCAUAUAUAAACAGUACUCCAGAUUACAACAGUAUCCAUUUUCAGCAAGGUGGACCUUCAAAGAGGAACCCAAAAGCAGAAUCAAUGCAGCACCAAAGCCCUAUCUUUUUAUAUUCUUAUCAUUACUAGAACAUGUCUCCUGUAGAUGUUCCAAGACUAGUCCUGGGCAGUACAGACUAAACUCAAUAUUAUAUUUUCUGAAUAUAUCGUAUCAGAUUAAAUUUAAUGAAGUUAAGGAACUCAUUCUGCUUCUCUAAGCUAACAGAAUGUCUUACAAACCUGAAAUAGCUUGUUUUGAUUGGAGUGUUGUCUCCUGCUUGUUUAAAAUUACACAGUACUCUGUAAUUUAAUCCUAUAAAAACUUAUUUAUUGAUUUAUUCACCUGGAUACCACGAGUAAAGUGCACAAAAAGAGUGAAAAGAAUUAAAACUGUCUAAUGAACGCAGCUAUGUUAUUGCCAUUAUAUCAUGACUAUAAUGCUCUUUUCCAUUAUUGAGCUAUAUUUCUGAAAACUUGGUAAAACUGAAAAGCAAUAUCAUGGUACACACAAUAUUCACCUGGCACUGAAUUUACCACUCAAAUAAAUCAUAUAAGAGGCUCCAAAUUGAUGGUCAGUUAUUGAAGUAUCACUUUGCAUCGCCAAAUUCCUCUAAACUGCAUGCGCCUAAUGAUGCAGCUCCUCUCCAUGCGUUUGUUUUCACAUGCCAUCACAGUGGGCUUCAGGAGAACCGCGAUCGCUUCGAUUUUUCCUCUUGGAACUAAAACACAAUCACGAAAUGAAAUCAAUUGAGAUCAGAGAA
Molecule: messenger RNA, 5761 nt
Organism: Pygocentrus nattereri (red-bellied piranha)
Lineage: Eukaryota; Metazoa; Chordata; Actinopteri; Characiformes; Serrasalmidae
Gene: lrrc8db
Product: leucine rich repeat containing 8 VRAC subunit Db
Exons: 2
Coding region: 598-3111 (837 amino acids)
Molecular function (GO): protein binding
Source: RefSeq, a predicted model, not a curated record